Molecule: messenger RNA, 1344 nt
Organism: Musca vetustissima
Lineage: Eukaryota; Metazoa; Arthropoda; Insecta; Diptera; Muscidae
Product: serine protease inhibitor 27A
Exons: 1
Coding region: 1-1344 (447 amino acids)
Molecular function (GO): serine-type endopeptidase inhibitor activity
Source: RefSeq, a predicted model, not a curated record
AUGAUAAUAAGAAGAAGAGGGCAGCACCUAAUGUGUUCCGUAGUAUUUGUUGUACUGCUAAAUGUGAUCAUAAAUGUAAGAGCAACCAAAGCACCGGCGCCAGAACCUAUAAUACCCACAAACACGGUGACUCCAACGGGAAUCUUCAAUGUAAUACCCCAAACUUUUGACAACGGCCAUUACGCCUACGAUGAUAUCGACGACUAUGUUCCGUUUAACAGUGACGCUCAUGACCAAUUUUCAUGGGAACUCUUAAGAUAUGUAUUGGAGGAGGAGAAAUCGAACGUGAUUAUAUCGCCUUUCUCAGUAAAGCUGCUUUUGGCCCUACUGGCCGAAGCUGCGGGCAACAACACUCAAACACAAAAUGAAUUAGUGAAAACACUCGACGUGAUUAAAUCACCUGACAACCUACGUGGUUUUUACAAAAAGAUAUUGACAUCGUUGAAAAAGGAAAAUCCAUACCACACACUAAAUUUAGAAACGCGAAUGUUUACAGAUGAGUUCGUUGAACCAAAACAGCGAUACGCAGCAAUGUUGGCAACAUUCUAUGGUACAGAAAUCAAACGGCUAAAUUUCAUGGAUACCCAAGGGUCGGCAGACCACAUAAACGGCUGGUGUAAAAACGUUACAAAUGGACGUUUGCAAAGCCUUGUUACCAAGGACACCAUACAGAACAGUGUUAUGAUUUUGGCAAAUGCCAUUUACUUCAAUGGUUUGUGGCGCAGACAAUUUAACGAAUCAUUUGAUGGCGUCUUCUUCAAAACACCCGAUGUACAGAGCAAAGUUCAAUAUAUGGAACAAACAGAAUAUUUUUAUUAUUAUGACCACAGCUCGCUUGAUGCGAAGAUUUUGCGAUUGCCAUACAAAGGCAAGAAAUUUUCCAUGUUCAUUUUGCUACCGAAGACAAAUGGCGGUGUAGAGGAAUUAACGAAAAUACUGCAAAACGAUCAGGUCAAGCGCAUGCAAUUCUUAAUGGAGGAAACCAAAAUUAAAGUAACACUGCCAAAAUUUAAAUUCGAAUUCGAUAAAAACCUCAAGAGUACACUUUCUGCAUUGGGAAUUCGAGAUAUCUUCACGGAUGAAGCCUCGCUUCCUGGCCUCGACAGGGGUGCUAAUGUUGCCGGCAAAUUGAAAGUUUCGAACAUUUUGCAAAAAGCUGGAAUAGAUGUCAAUGAAAAGGGCACAGAGGCGUAUGCCACAACUGUUAUUGAGAUCAGCAAUAAAUUUGGUGGUGAUAGCACCAUAGAAGAAUUCAAUGUCAACCGUCCUUUCAUAUUUUUCAUAGAAGAAGAGGCCACUGGCAGCAUUAUAUUUGCUGGCAAAGUGUUGGAACCAACAGUUUGA